Molecule: messenger RNA, 2294 nt
Organism: Macadamia integrifolia
Lineage: Eukaryota; Viridiplantae; Streptophyta; Magnoliopsida; Proteales; Proteaceae
Product: pentatricopeptide repeat-containing protein At1g26900, mitochondrial
Exons: 1
Coding region: 109-1866 (585 amino acids)
Biological process (GO): RNA modification
Molecular function (GO): protein binding; RNA binding
Source: RefSeq, a predicted model, not a curated record
CAGACGAGCAUUCGCCUCGCCAUUCGCCGAGAAAGUUGGGAGAAAUGCACCACAGAGAAACAACAGAGCGAUUAGCGAUAACCCAAAAUUUGUGCAGCAAUUGGGCUAAUGAUAUUAACCUUAAUUACAACUUUGGUUUGGAGACAACAUUCCAGAUUCAGGUCCUUCAUUCACUGCCAAAAAAAUUUCUCCACCGCAUCUUUGGAUCAUGAAAACCUCAUUUCUUCACUGAAAUCAUGCAAUCAAACCUCAGAAGCCUCGCAAAUCCAUGCCCACAUGAUCAAGACUGGACUCGACGUCGUCCCCUUCACGGUGAGCAAACUUCUUGCCUCUGCUGCACUCCUCGACAUAGGCUAUGCCGCCUCAAUUUUCAAGCAGAUCCAGAAUCCCAAUCUCUUCAUGUUCAAUACAAUGCUGAGAGGUUACUCGAUUUGUGAACAUGCCCAACAAGCCCUUUUACUCUUCAAUUCCAUUAGGGCCCUGGGAAUUCCGCUAGAUCAGUUUUCCUUUAUCUCCAUUCUCAAAUCUUGUGCUCGCGAAUUAGCCCUUCAAAUGGGCCUAGGGAUUCAUGCAGUUGUUGUUCGGUGUGGGUACGAGUUCUUGAUCAACGUGAGGAACACACUCCUCCAUUUCUACUGUGAAUGCGGAAGGGCUAGAGAUGCCAAUCAGUUGUUCGAUGAAUUGCCUCAAGUAAGAGAUUGGGUCUCUUGGAACGUUUUGAUGGAUGGUUAUCUCCAUAUGUCUCAACCGACUGUAGUAAUGGAUUUAGUUGCGCAAAUGCAUAUUGCAGGUUUUCAGGUCAGCACCACGACGGUCUUGAGUGGUUUGUCUGCCUGUGGUGAAGCAAGAGAUCUCGGAGGAGGAGAAUCUCUCCAUGGUGUUUGCAUCAAGUGUGGAUUUUGUGCUGAUAAAAAAGUGGUAGCUGCUACCAUAACCAUGUACUCAAAAAGUGGAAGCAUGGAUUCUGCGUGGCAGACAUUUCAAGGGCUCAGAGAGAAGGAUAUUGUUUUAUGGAAUUGCAUCAUAGACGGGUACGCUAAAAAUGGCUUUCAAGAAGAAUCCUUUGCUUUGCUACGCCUGAUGAAACUUGAUCGAGUGAAACCUAAUUCGGCCACACUGGCUGGUUUGCUGGGGGCUUGUGCCUCUAAGGGAGCUUUUACCAUGGGUCAAUCCAUCUAUGAAUAUAUACAAGAAGAAAGACUGGAGUUGGAUGCUGUUCUUGGUACAGCUCUUAUAGAUAUGUUCUCAAAAUGUGGGUUAUUAGAGAGAUCUGUUGAUAUUUUUCGGAGGAUGAAGAGUAAAGAUGUGAAAACUUGGACAGCCAUGAUUGCAGGUUAUGGUUUUCAUGGCCAGGGUGAAAACGCCAUUCGGCUCUUCAUUGAGAUGGAGCAGGAGGAAGUAAGGCCUACUGAUGUCACCUUCCUGACUUUGUUAUGCUCUUGCAGCCAUGGAGGCCUGGUGGCUGAGGGGAAGGACUUAUUUGAGAGGAUGGUUCAAACAUAUGGGUUGUCUCCAAAGAUUGAACAUUAUGGGUGUAUGAUAGAUCUCUUGGGUCGUGCUGGGUUGCUGGGGGAAGCUUUCAAACUGAUCAAGUGCUUGCCUGUUGAGAGGGAUGCUACAGCUUGGCGUGCAUUACUUGCAGCGUGCCGAAUCCAUGGUAAUGUUGAACUGGGGGAAACUGUGAAGAGAGAAUUGAUCAAGCUUAAUGAUGAACACCCUACCGAUUCAAUUCUUCUGUUGAGCACUUAUGCCAUGGCAGGGAGGUGGUCUGAUGUUGGAAGAAUGGGAUUUGAUGAACCAAAGGUGAUUCCAAAAGAAAUAGGACGCAGUUCAAUUGAGGUGGUGGAUAUUUUCGGUCUGAGCUAGAGAGAAUUGUUGACCUCAUAUCAUUUGGAGCUUUACCAACGUUACUCAUGCCUCCUACAAAAAUAUUUGGGUAGGUGAUGCGUGAAGGGCAGGAAUGCAAGUCCUUAACCUUAGGCACAACUAGAGGUGACCACCACCCUGCAGCACACAGCUUCUGGGUACCCAUGAAUCCAUGAUUAAAGCAACACAAGGAAUGCCAGUAGAUAUGUUUGGUUUCUUACGGGCUGUAGAAGGAUCAAAGGGUCCAGGCCUCACCAACUCUUCCUGCUGCUUCGUCCUGUGUAAAGCUCAUUGAAUUAUUUAGUUUUAAGUCGGGUUUUGGAGCUUCUUCUUUCCUUCCCCUAUAGUCGUUGUUGUAAGUAGUCACCUUUCUUGUCCUAUAGAAAUUCAAAUCAAUGAGAAACUUCCAUUUGAUGGAAUAUCCAUUA